GCAGCAGCGGCGGCUCUCGGGCUCCUCCCGUCACCCGCUCCUGCAGCGGGGGAAGGAGCCGGGCCGGUCACGGGGCCCGGCCGGGGUGGAGCAAACAACUUCUCAGGAGAAACCGAGGGCAGCGGGUGUUGGGCGAGGAAGUGUCGCGGUGCAGUCCCGGGGGCUCAAGCUGGGGAUUGGACAGUGAAUCUCCGUGGAGGCCCUGGUUAGUUAGCAGCGUGACCCCUGACACUGAACAAUGGGGAGACCCAGGAAAAACCCUGACAGCACAGCCUCACCUCGUCAGGCUGCAACUGUGCCCAAAGCCACCCCAGCAGCACCCCGUUCCUCUGCCGCCUCUACCCAGGCCAAGACAACACCCACAGCCAGCCGACCUAAGAGUGCUCAGGCUGCUGGGAGUUCAGGCACCAGCAGGGCACAGACAGACAAGCCAACCAGCAGCACCACUGCCAGAAGAGCCAGGCAAAGCUCUUCCCAAUCAAGGGCCACUGCAACACAUGGCAGUGAUCAAGGAGACACCGAGAUAAGCUACAGAGUGACAGCUAAGAACCCCACAGUAACUAGUGGAGGGAAACCUUGCUACACAACAGCUAAAGCACCUGCUGGUGCUGACCCCUGCCUGGGAGGGAGUCAAUCCAGCCGCUCUCGGGCCAGUACCACUGACCGGGGCAAAGCAAGCAAAUUUUCCUCCCUGCUGACAAGAGAAGAUGUGGUGAAAGUGGAGAGGGAAACCCGGGGCCAGAGGGAUAAUCCCAAGUGGUACGAGUGGCGGGAAAACCGAAUCACAGCCUCAGUCGCACCCAGGAUCGCUAACAGCAAGUUUGUCAAUGGCAAGAGCUCAGAGGUGCCCCAGUCUUAUCUCAAGGCUGUGGUGAGCUCCGGUUCCAAAAUGCAGACACCAGCCAUGUCCUGGGGCACCCGAAAUGAGAAAAAGGUAGUGCAGGCAUAUGAGGAGCUCCAGUCCAGGACAGGUAGGCCUGUGAAGGUGCAGGAGUGUGGCCUCUUCAUUCACCCAGGGAAGGAGUGGCUCGCAGCCAGCCCAGAUGGAAUUGUCAGAGAAGCGGAUACAGGGAAGCUACUGGGGCUGCUGGAGGUCAAGUGUCCCUAUAAGCACAGAGACAAGACAGUGAAAGAGGCCUGUAAGGACAAAGCCUUCUGCCUGGAAGUGGAUGGUGAGUCCUACUCCUUGAAAAGAAACCAUCCCUACUACACUCAGGUGCAGUGCCAGCUGGCAACAACAGGCUUUGACAGGGCUGACUUUGUGGUUCACACCAACAAAGAUACAGUCAUCACCUCAGUGGACUUUGAUGCAGGGUUCUGGGAGAGAACUGAGCCCAAGCUGGAGAAGUUCUACAUGGAGGCUGUGAUUCCCCACCUGGAUGAGAAGAGAAGCAACUCAGUUUGGGCUAAGGAAGAAUAAAGUAAUUGGGACAUCUGGCCACUACCCCACCAGGGACUUCUGUCUUCCAGAUGCCAUGAUAGAUUAAUGGACUAUCUCUAGUUCUGCCACAGCAGAACUAUGGAAGCUGGAACAUGAUACCUGCUGAGUCCUGGUCUACAUUUAAAAAUUAGAGCUAACUAGCUACAUUUGUUCCCUAAAUGCUUUAGUUAUGUCUGCCUAACCUCCAGUAUAGACAUGACUAGGUCUUCUAAUGAACUAGUUCCUACACUGAGCAGUAACUAUCUCCAGUACAGCUGCAGCACUGCUGCUGUAGUGGCUGUAAUGUAGACAUUGCUUGAGACUGGACUCUUCCUUCCUAUUUAGAUUGUAAGCUCCCUGAGGCAAGGAUUGUAUCUGCCUGUGUCUCCUACAGGAGUGGCAUUUAGUGCUCCGGGAUUGAACUGAUUGCCUGUCUGUGUAGAUGACGUCACCUUUCUCUCAACAGUUGCCCUCUUCCAAACUGCUUAUUCCAGUGCCUGGCACCUGCUGCAAAGUAUCCCAUCUCUGGGGAAAUAAGUUGGUCUGUCUGUGAAAUGGUCUAGUUCAGGGUUUAGAGAAGAAGGUGGGUGAGGUAAUCUCACCCAUCUUGUAUGUCUCAUAUCCUGGUGCCAACACAAUUACAACAAAACUGCAUAGUUCAAGGUUGUCUGAGGAGGGGGCAGGAUUCCAUUUAAUGGUCUGGGGUGUAAGUUCAGGACUAAACUUGAAUUUUAGUCCACCGAGGAAUCCUUGCUGCUGUCAAUGGCAGGUUUGCCAAGAUCAAACAAAAGGUAUGGACUUUAAUGGGUAACUGAACUUAUAAUUAUGGGCUGUAUUGUCAAUUCAGCAUCACUGAAAGGGAUAAUGUGUUCUGCUUUAGAUAGGCUGCUGUUUCUUCUCUUGCCAUCUUCCCUCAGAACCUCUUUCCCACAGUCUGUUAAAAUGAUCAGCAAUUAACUUGUUAACUGCUUACAUUUAAAGUGUUAGUAGGGUUUGGAAUCCCCCCCUUGCCCCAUGAUAAUGUGAACCAUGAGCACAGGCAUGUAACUGGUGCGAUUUGCCCCGUCCCUGAUGCCUGUCCCUUUUGUGGCAUGAGGGAGACCUUGGCUUGUGUGCACCAGGUUGCAGCCCCUUUUCUGGCUCCUCCUGGACCCACUUUUGCAUUUUCUCCCCGCACCUUCUCAUAUACACACGCCCCAUCCGUGGUCCCACAAAGUCGUGGGACCUCCUUGUCAACCUCCUAGCGAUGGUCAAAGUGGCCAUCUAUAUCGCCAGGGAGAGGAUGUUGGCUGAGGGGGUUCUCUGCGACUGUUCCAUUCUCUGAGGGGUCUUCAGCCGUGGGUGGGCUUAUGUCCACCCACUUCUCCCCAAACCCAAUAGGACCCCAUGAGAAUUUGGGGGAAGGGCUUGCAUCUCAGAGCUACUGUUUCAGGCUGUCUGCAGAUGCAGGAAGACAACAUUGCAUCCAUCAAUUAACCUUUCAAAUGUGAACCAAGUAUAACUACACAACCAUGAGAUUCCCCCGAGAUUUUUUUUUAAAUGAAAGCUUAUUUCUUCAAUAGCUGACUCUGCCAUGUGUGUCCCAGCAAUAGGUAGAGCAGCCUAUGGCUUUGAAAUCACUGUUUUGGUUCAUUUCAGUUGCUCCUAUUUUGGAAACUAAAGUGUCUAAAUAAAAUAUUCACUUUGGGUGAUUCU
Messenger RNA from Mauremys mutica (yellowpond turtle), 3115 nucleotides. RefSeq lists its product as uncharacterized. The record is from RefSeq and is a predicted model, not a curated record. The transcript has 3 exons. Bases 239 to 1420 code for a protein of 393 amino acids. NCBI's taxonomy places the organism in Eukaryota, Metazoa, Chordata, Testudines, Geoemydidae.